This is a messenger RNA of Papilio xuthus (Asian swallowtail), 3975 nucleotides long. RefSeq lists its product as uncharacterized. Gene Ontology annotation, cellular component: ESCRT I complex. The transcript has 2 exons. Gene Ontology annotation, biological process: ubiquitin-dependent protein catabolic process via the multivesicular body sorting pathway. Gene Ontology annotation, molecular function: ubiquitin binding. The coding region runs from base 258 to 1895 and encodes 545 amino acids. The record is from RefSeq and is a predicted model, not a curated record. Lineage: Eukaryota; Metazoa; Arthropoda; Insecta; Lepidoptera; Papilionidae.
UCGGAUUUCAGGCAGGAAAUAGUCGAAUAUUUGUUCCUAAAAGUAGAUUCAUUUUAUAUUAGAUUGAAAAUUGUUUUCAAGUCAAUAUGGAAUCUAUCACAGAUUUAGGAAUUUAAUCAUACUAAUAUAAAAAUAAAUGAAGUGAUGACGUCGAAAGAAAACAAUGUAACCUUAAAAGUGCAAAAAGUGUACAGAAACAAACUUUGUCUUAUCAUUGUUUGAGUUUUUAGUAUCUCCGUACUGUGGAUUUUAUUGAUAUGUCACAUUUUGGGGAUUUUAUGGACGGUGUGCCCGUUAAAAUUUCGGAAAAAUACAAGCGACCUCCUAGGAUAGAGCUACCGUAUGGUAUAAACGAGUGUACACAGCGAGCGCAAAAUGUUGUCGACAGUAUCAAAUAUUGCUCCACUUUCGAAGGUAACGUGCUUUCUAAACUUAAAGAGCUCCGAAAUGCAAAGGAGACUAAAAAGAAUGAAAGGAGGCAUCGCUUACAAUUGUUGGAAGAAGCAAAGCAAAAAAAAUUAGAUGCGAUCGCAGCUGCCGAGGCUGAGGAGAAGCUAAAGCAAUUAAGUGUUUCGGAAGUAUCCUAUCCUAGUACUGACGAGAUAAGUGCAAUUUCCUCAGAUGAGAAAGUAGAUAAAAAUUGUGAAACAUCCCCAAUUGAAGAGACAUCCCUGGAAGUUGAUAAAGCUGUAAGCACGGAACCAUACGUGGUUACCACGCAGGAAUCCCAACAGAAUAUCCUGCAGCCUGUUCAGGUCCAGACCAGCUACCAGCAGAGUCUUUUAGAUGAUCCAGAUCCAUUACAGGAAUUAAAAAUGAGUUCAAAAAUUGGUAAAAUACCUCAAUAUAAUCAUAACAUUGAUACACUAACAUUUAGAGAUUUUGAAAAUGACACAUCAAGUCCAUUUGAUAAUAUUGAACUGAAGACUUUAAAUGACAUGGAGAUGUUGGCACAAGUACUGCAAAGAGAUUCAACAUCCAAUUGCCCAGUGCAAGGAGUUUAUAUACCUGAUCAAAAUUAUACAGGUUAUACAAACUGUGCAACACAAGCACAAAUAGAAGGUGUAGCAUAUUUACCUAAUCCUUAUAUGGAACAGACAAUUCAAGGUCCAAAUGCAACAUAUGCAUCUCCACAACACUAUCCUAUAUCCAACGGGUAUUACAUAGCUCCUGAAAAUGCUUGUGAAAAUGUACCAAUGGACAAUAUGAACAUGUACAUGCCAAAUUAUCAGUACUAUGUCCCAGCACAGGCUGGUCCUCCUGAUUUAUGUUACAGUAAUCCUGGACCAACUACGAGUGAACUUACACAAGUUAACAAUGGUUCUACAUUUAUACCGCAUCCUUACUACUUUCACUACCCUCAGCCUCCGAUGCAAUACACAAGUGUAGCAAGUUAUAACACAAAUGAACCAAGAGACCAGCCUGUUGAUGAUCAGACUAUGACAGCUAGCUCACAGAACACAAUGAAGUCUCGUUCCCGGAGUGUACCAGAUAUUGUUAGAGAAUUGAAUGAGGAACUUGCUUCUGCAAAGUUGAGAGCCAGUGAAAGAUCAUGCAAUGCCAGUCCUGCUCCAAAUGUUUCAGCGAAGCCAUCAUCAGUUAGUGAAAAAAAAGAACGGAGAAAAAAGAAAAGCGUUAGACUACCAAAUCCUUAUGAACAAUUUCCGAUAGCAAAGAAAAAAGUUUGUGACAGGAUACAUGCAAUGGGCUUUCCCUUGGAUAGGGUGGCCAGGGUCUGCCUUUUGGUUGGGGAAAAUGAUAAAAGGAUAAUUGAAUGUCUACUUAUUGUUGGUGAAUUGUUGGACCUCGGAUUUCCCGAAGCUGGUGUGUUCAAUGCAUGCUCGAAACACAACUUCGACAAAGAGAAGGCCUUAGACGAACUUGUUUCUACGUAAAGAAAUUUCUAUUUGGACAUGUGGAAUAAAGAUGAAUGGAAUUGCUGAGUCAGUUCCAAGAUUUAUCAGAAAAUUGAAGUAUACACGAGUGAAGAGGAAAUCCACUGAUGUGGUAGAUGCCGAGUCUUGCGCUGUGAAAGUAGGGACUAGUUGGUGAAAAUCAAAUUUUAAAUAUUUUUUGCUAUUUAUUAUUAGCAAAUUUAUUCUUUAUUUUUAUUUUGUCAGUAAAUGAUUUAUUGUUGAGUUAUACUUAGAAUCAAAUAGGUAGAUUGCGAAAAUCGAUUGUCGUUAUCAAUAUGCCUUUCACUGUAAUUUUUUAUUUUAUGACCUGGUAACAUAGACCUUUAGGUCAUUGUCACUGUCAUUGUAAUCCAUUACCAUAGAGUAAAGAGGUGUCAGAAGAGAAGUGCGUUAGCGUGGAUCAUAGAGUACAUAAAGUUUUGUGAUAGAUUUGAGAAAAUGAGGCACUAGAUUAAAGUUAUCUUAUUAAAAUUAUUAGUAAUUUUAAGUAAACUUUGAAUUAAUUUGAGGUCGGUAAAAUCUGUCAAAGCUGUAUUUAACUAUAAGUUUUAUCAAUAUGGAUAUGCUUUUGGUUGUUUAUUUUCCCAUGUUAUGUGAGAAUAACUUGUAAAUUAUAUGGCAUUUAAAUAUAAUAUAUUUCUAUUGCUAAUUGAUAUGCAAAAUAAUGGAUUAACGUGUAAUAGAUGCCUGUAUUGUUAAAUAACAAUAGAUAGUACUGAGCUUCUUAAUACUCUUGAAAAUUAAAUAAAAUUUUAAAACUGGAAUAAGUUAAAUAACGUUUUUGACAAUCACUUUUCUUAAAAAUCAACUAAAAUAACUUUGAUAACGUAUACUAUUGAAUGAUUUCUUAGAAUUUAUUGCAAAAUAACGUAUUUUUAACAAUAAACUGUUUUAAAAUUUUCCACAUUCCACUGAGAAGUUUUGUUAUAAUGUUACAUCACCAUAUUACUGCUAAUUUCAUUAUGAUCAUUGAAAAAAGAAAUGUUUAUGCUUUCGAAUACUGUUGACAAAGAUAAAUAACCUAUAAAUACCGUAUACGGAGCACAAAAGAAAGGGGAGAAAAGACAACUAGAGACCUUUUAGUUGGAUGAAUUUGCGUCUUGCCUAAUAUCUGUUUUUGUAUAAAAUAUACCAUCUAUAGGUUAUUUUUAAAUAGCAUGGCGCGGAUGACGUCACAACUUACCCAAGAACAGUAAAUUACAUUGUAAUCAUUUAUAAACCUAUUGCAUUUCAUGGUUUGAACUUUGGUGUGCCUUCUCUCAAAAUCACAAUUUCCACAUAAAUGUUUAGGUAAGAACUUAAUAAUGUUAGGUUGUAACGUGUUUUCGGAUGUGUGAUUACGUGAUAAUUUAUAUAUGUUGUUAGAUUUUCUCAGAAUUUAGUAUGCUUAAAAUUUCGAAGUAAUACAGAAUGGCAAAUAUUUUAUAUAUUUUAAAAUAAUCUCGAGGUAUAAACUUUGCGGACAUAGAUUAUAAUAUAAAUAAAUAUAAGGAGCUGUGCAAUUAGUUUUAAUUAUUUUAAUUCGUCCAUGGAAUUAUUUCUGCCAGAGUGAUUCCUUAAAAAAUAUAAAAAGUAGCGUUAAAAUGUUUUGGCUAUUUUUAUUGGGUAACACUGUUUAGCCUUACAUCAACCAUAAACAACAUUGUAAAAACUACUCUGUGUAAGUGAAGAGUAAUAAAUAUUUUUUAUCUGUGUCUGUGCUGGUCAUUUUAUUAAAAAAAUAUUUGUGAUAAUUAUAUUGUUGCUGUAAGGCUAAAUAUUAAACAAAUUAAUGAUCUAUACCACGUAUGGAUUUCUCUUUUUUUACAGUUGCUUUCGUGCUUGUCAAAUAAAAUGCUAUAGACGAUAAUUGUUAUUUUUUUACUUUAUCUUUUCAUUAUUCUACCUAAUUGAAAUAAGUAUCUACUUGACAUAAUAUUACCUAACUACAACAAACAGAAACAUGAAACUUUUACUGCAAAAUCUUAAGAGCAAUACUAUUAUUAUUUUGUUCUAAUAUAAAACGUGUCCUGAAGUUAUUGUAUGCCACAAUAAGUUACUUACUGUGGGUUUCUGAGAC